AUGAAAGAUGCCCAAUCCACAAUUAAGAUGUUGAGGGAAUUGAAUAUCAAACUUGUAUCUGAUAUUGCUGAACUUAGAAAGAAGAAUGCCGAGAUUCUUGAACUUAGAAAUAAAUUUGCCAAAGUCGAGGCCAAGAAUAUAAAAACAGACCACAAAGAAAAUGCUAAGAAUGCAAAGUUGAGAGAUGGUGAGCUCAAUGCCAGAAUCGUGGAACUAGAACAAUUAGAAAAUGGUGAUAAUUCUGAAAAUGUUGUUAAUAUACCCAACUCUGUUAUAGACCAGUGCAUUAAUUCUAACUCCAAAUCAUUAGUGGAUGAUACUAGGGAAAUUGAUCAAUCUUUGAUUAAUACUACCCUUAUUAAAAUAGAAAAUUCUAAUAAUACUCUGGCAUCUGAAAAUACUUCAAAUUCUGAUGAUGUAUCUAAUUUUGAUAUAUGCCAGGAAUCGGAAAACCAAUAUAUCACAUCUCCUAUUUUCAUAGAGCCUAAAUCAUUGGAAAACAUGGAAAUUGACGAUUUUCUAGAUUCAACACAUAAAGAAAAGGUUAGUAAAGAGAUAAUUCAGAGUAUUGGAGAGAAGAAACUUCGAGAUCAAGAGAAAAUCAUAACUUCUCAGGAUACUAAAUGUUCUUUGAGUGUAAAAGGAGGGCAGGGGUUGAUCCAAGAAUUAUUUACUCCAGAGCCGUCUCUACAAGAAUCAAAUAUAAUUCAAAACUAUAUGAUUGAAAUUUCCAAGACUGGCGGUCCCGAAAAAUCUAAUAUUGACGAAGCAUCACAACAUCUAGCUCAGUUAUGUGAUAAAGCUUUUGAUGCUGAGGAUGGUGCAAAUAGAGCAAACCAAGAAGAAAUCUUAAGUUGGUCCAUCUAUGAAAAGGAUUUCAAGAUUCAGUUCAAUGAGAUUAUUAAAAAUAGCAGAGGUAAAAUUGGUAAAAAGAAGGCAAGAAGUUUACUUUAUGAUUCAAUUACAAAACAGCUUUCUAUUAUCUAUAAAAAAAGAUCUCAAGAAUUGGGUUUACAUCUUCCAGAAAUAUCGCGGGAUGCUUUGCGCAAAAAAACUCAGAGAACUAAGAAAAUUUAUAUAUUAUUCGAAAAAAUAGGCCAUGAUAAAAUCAAAUACAUCAAAUUAUAUAGUGCGAAUUCCAUUUCAAAGCUUACUAAUGAUCAAAUUCAAGAGAUUAUAAAUUAUUCUUGCAGAACAUCAAUACAGAUAAUUCCCGGAAAAAUCACAUCUGAAAUAGAAACAGGUAAUAUAACCACUCCUUCUAUUCCAUUGUCCCAUACCUUUAGCUCCGUGACUGCCUCCAGCAAUUCAGAAGAUAAGAUAAUUGAGAAAGUUGAAUCUUUACCAGAAACCGAGACCAAGGUAAGUAUAUCUACUGAAUCUCAAGUUUCUAAUUCAUCUAGCUUUGAACUAUCUCAAGAAAAUAAUCAAGAUUCGGAAUUAUCAGCAGAGCUGGCACGUCCAAAAACUGAGGUAAGUGUAUCAUCAGAAAAUACAAAAGCAAAUGUUAGUAAACAAUCAACAUUCCAACCUCCAAUUUUUACCUUGCCUAAUGAUCUUAAAGAGAAGCAAGCACACAUUAUCAAAAUAGUAUUAGAUUGCUUUUCACAUUUAUUAUUAAAAUACAAUAAUAAAUAUGGUGAUUACUUUACUUGCUCAGUAUCCUGUUCUAUAUGCAAUAAAGAUCAUAAAAAAGAAAAUAUAAGAGAUAAUAUAGAGGGUAACUGGGGUAGUGGUGAUUAUGUCAAUACAAAGACUUAUCAUCUCAAAUGCUGGGAGGCUUAUCAGAAUUCAAUCCAAAUAGUAACCAUAAAAGCAUAG
Messenger RNA from Cetraspora pellucida, 1821 nucleotides. NCBI's taxonomy places the organism in Eukaryota, Fungi, Glomeromycota, Glomeromycetes, Diversisporales, Gigasporaceae. The record is from the annotation of a GenBank genome assembly.